Messenger RNA from Moneuplotes crassus, 1698 nucleotides. The record is from the annotation of a GenBank genome assembly. Lineage: Eukaryota; Ciliophora; Spirotrichea; Euplotida; Euplotidae.
UCAUAUUGAAAAGACUAAAAAUUUGUUUAAAAGACAAAAUAAGCUAGCCAAAUUGCCAAGGUACGAGUUCCAGUCAACAGAGGCAUCCCUCCAAUCAAUCCAACAAAAAGACUCUGUCUACUUUAUUUACCAGGGAUAUGAAGAUAUUAUAAAAAAAUACAUAUAUCUUAUUCUUGGAAAUUCGGACCAUAUCAAAGGCUUAGUCAAGACUUUAAAGAAGCCAAUUCUGAAGCCUAUAAAGAAACAGAUCAGCAAAGUUGAAUACUGGUUGCCGACACCAGAAAGCCUGGCAAUGGCCACAAUUGCUGAAAAUGAGAAUAUUUCCAACCACAAUGAAGUUCAUGGAGUUGUUUCAAUGAUUAACCCCGGUCUCAUGGAGCAAAAGCAUGAGAGAGUAAAGGUAAUCUACCUUCAAGAAGUUUCUCUAGAGCACUACAUAAUACACUCAGAUUUAUAUGAAAAAUGCUGCCAAACUGAUCUGACCUCUUGUAUAGGGAAAAUUUACAACACUUCCGAUAUGACUAAGCAGGUAACAGUGAAAGAAUACAGCGAUUACGAACCAAAUGUUUACAAAAAUUCCCUCUACAAGUGUCUCCUAGUUGAAUACUUUGAAGAUGAUGAGAAAGUUACAACUAGAAUGUCCCCAUGGCAGCUUAACCUUGAUGAAGAGUAUUCUCUUAAGCAUCCAGAUAUAUUCAGAAGAGAUGCUGAAGAUAUUCUCAAAGUAUUAGAAGACGAAGAAAAUGACUCUCAGCUCAGCACAAAUUUUUCAGUUUUCGUUGAAAAAGUGGAUACCAAGAUGUUCUCAGAUUACCUUACAAUUGUCCCAAACAUGAUGUAUCUAAACUUGAUCAUUGAAAGAAUUAGAAACAAGUAUUACAGGUCUGAAGCCCAAUUUAUAAGUGAGCUGAUCCUUAUCGUUCAGAACUGCAUGAAAUAUAAUGAGGAAAAUAUUGAGCUCAAAAACCUUGCUCGGAUCAUGAUAACUACAAUCAUCACCAAACUCAAACCUUUUCUAAAAGAAGAAGUCCAAGAAGAAAUUCCUGAAAUAUCUACUAGGAGCGCUAGAUUGAGAAAAAGAAAAAUGAACAAGAAAAGCACUCUUCCAUUAUCUGAGAAAUCCCUUAAUUUUCCUGAGGAAGAGACUCCAAAGCCAACUUUGGAAUCUUCUAGAAAAUCUCCUCCAAAGCUAAGGAAGAGGGAAAACAAGAGGCAGGUCAAAAUCACAGAAAUGAAAUCGGACGAAAUAAGAGAAGUUAAAACUCCAGAUUUAGACUAUUACAACAGCCGCCUAUCAAGAAGGGUAAAUGGUCAUUCUCGAUCUCUUAUCAGAGGGAACAAUUUAACUUUGCUCCAUACGACAUGCAUGACACACAUGGCUCAAAUGCCUCAAAUGUCUCAAAUGCCCCAAAUGCCCCAAAUGCCCCAAAUGCCUCAAAUGCAACAAAUACCUCAAAUGCAACAAAUACCUCAAAUGCAACAAAUACCAUACAUGCAGCAAAUGCCUCAAAUGCAACAAACAUCUCACAUCCAACACAUACAGCCCGUACACCCCAUGAUAAACCUCAUGAGCGGGCCUACCUCAAUCCAAAACCAUCAAGCUCCAAGGAUGGCUAGAUUCAAACGUAGAGCCGCCUACAACAAAACUUAUACUAUGGAUUAAUUAACCUAGAACAUUUGCUAGCAUUAAUUUGAAAC